Molecule: messenger RNA, 1020 nt
Organism: Anopheles maculipalpis
Lineage: Eukaryota; Metazoa; Arthropoda; Insecta; Diptera; Culicidae
Product: mitochondrial uncoupling protein 2-like
Exons: 3
Coding region: 19-1020 (333 amino acids)
Biological process (GO): mitochondrial transmembrane transport; adaptive thermogenesis; mitochondrial transport
Cellular component (GO): mitochondrial membrane
Molecular function (GO): oxidative phosphorylation uncoupler activity
Source: RefSeq, a predicted model, not a curated record
ACAAAAACAAAUAAAAAAAUGAGCUUUCAACGACGCACAUCAGAGAAGACGACGGAGCUGACGGCAUCCGUGCCGGUUAAGCUGCUCACAGCCGGAUCGGCUGCCUGUUUUGCAGACUUCAUAACCUUCCCGUUGGACACGGCCAAAGUGCGACUACAGAUUCAAGGCGAACAGCCGGUUAGAACGGUCGCCAUGGCCCCAGCCCUCAACACAUCUGCCUCACUCAAGCUUAAUCCGAUACCCGUCCCGGCAACACAGCACGUACAGUACCGUGGUCUGGUGGGUACGAUCACGACCAUCACCCGCCAGGAAGGCUUCCGGACACUGUACAACGGGCUGUCGGCUGGCUUACAGCGUCAGCUGUGCUUUUGUUCCAUCCGCCUCGGAUUGUACGAUACCGUGAAAACGUUUUACGGUUCCCUGCUUAAAGAAAACGAAGCUGGUCUUCAAAUUGGAACACGAAUCUUAGCCGGUCUUACUACGGGCGGUGCUGCGGUCAUGAUCGCACAACCGACAGACGUUGUGAAGGUGCGGUUUCAAGCGGCCACACGCUCUUCGACCGGCCGUCGGUAUGCUUCCACCCUGGAAGCGUACCGGACGAUACACCGCGAGGAAGGCGUCCGCGGACUGUGGAGAGGUGCGAUGCCAAACGUGGGUCGUAAUGCGAUCGUCAACGUGGCGGAAAUCGUUUGUUACGACGUGGUAAAGGACUGUCUGCUACUGUACGCACACAUGCCAAACGACAUCCGGUGUCACUUUUCGGCAGCUGUUGUCGCAGGACUUGCCGCAACAAUUGUUGCCUCACCGGUGGAUGUGGUGAAAACGCGAUACAUGAACUCACCCCGUGGCCAGUACCGGGGUGCGAUCGAUUGUGCCAUCCGGAUGGGUGCGAAGGAAGGUAUGGCCGCGUUUUACAAAGGCUUUGUGCCGUCGUUUGCGCGCCUCGUGUCGUGGAAUGUGGUGAUGUGGAUCAGCUACGAGCAGCUGAAGCUGGUCAUCUUUAAACGUAGCGAAAGCUGA